AUGGAAGAAGGUUAUUACAAGUGGCUCAACAAACUCAAACUUAGCAAAAAGGUGGAAACGUUUUGGUGGAGACUUGGCAAUGCUUCUAUUCCAACCAAUUUAUAUCUUAAGAACCAAAAGCUUUUUGAUGAGGAUGCUUGUGCGAGAGGAUGUGAUAUGGUGGAAGAUUAUGAGCAUAUUAGUGUCAAUUGCAAACACUUGGUGGACAUCAUCAAUCAACUCAAUGCUUGGGGUAUUCUUAUUCCUACUUUUAACUCCUUGGAUCAUUGUUUAACUGAACUUAAACAAAUUUCUGGUAAAAAUCUGGGAGUGGUACAGAUUUAUUGUACCAUUGUUUACUUCUCUUGGAAGAAUAGGAACGAGAUAAAGCAUGGAAAAUCUGCUCUUCCUUAUUAUGCUGUAGCUGCUAAUGCUUUAUUUGUAGCCAUCACUAAAGCUACGUCUUAUCUUUCUUACUGGAGCACUAAUCUCCUUAGGGAGUCUUCUAUUUCUUGGUGCCCCCCACCGAAAGAUUGGAUGAAAAUCAAUGUUGAUGCUUCAUUAACUCCUUCGGGACUAGCUGGUAUUGGUGGAAUCUUCCGAGAUUGCUUUGGGAGAUUCAUUGAUACAUUGGGAUAUUGCUCAUUUGGAGUUGGAUGCUAUACUCUCGGUCAAAGAUUAUGUCAAAAGCUGGAUGAAAGAUUACAAAGGAGUCAUUAUUGA
Messenger RNA from Dendrobium catenatum, 702 nucleotides. RefSeq lists its product as uncharacterized. Bases 1 to 702 code for a protein of 233 amino acids. The record is from RefSeq and is a predicted model, not a curated record. Lineage: Eukaryota; Viridiplantae; Streptophyta; Magnoliopsida; Asparagales; Orchidaceae. The transcript has a single exon.